CUUAAAUUACAGUUUGAACUUGAAUUAAUUAGUUGGAAAUGUUUAUCACACGAAAAUAUACGACAAAUCUGAACCACAGGACUGUUUAUUUAUAAACUAUAAAUAUACUGGAUAAAACGCGAUACAAAGGUUCUACACGCUUUCUACGGGUUCUAUCAUUGCCAGACUACCAGGCGUGUAAAUAUUUCACAUGAUUUGACUCAACGCGUGCGAGUGCAUCAGCUGAUGCAUUGUCCAUUAUAUGCUCGAUACAACUCGAUGGAAAUAUCACCCACAGAUAACCUAUGAAUGUGGUUAGUCCAGUAUCUCAGUUCCCGUUCAUGGGAUAUUUUAGUUCACCAGCAAAACACAAGGAUUAUCAGAAAACCUCAAGUCGAAGUGGUAGGACAAAAGAUCGAAAGGUAUGAGGACUUAAAAAUUGGUCUGGACUAUAUCGAUACCAUAAUGUUUACAUGAUGAUAUAGCGGAGCAAAGGUUUAAUGAUGGUAGGGUUUACUAGUGGAAGAGAAAAAGCAAAAGAGAAAAUAAUGUUAAUCUGCAGGGCCGGUUCAGAGGCCUUCAGAGCAUGACCAGCGCCAUAAACCGUGGGUUAAAAUUUAACCCAUACAUACUUAUAAUACGUAUUUCUGUGCGUCUGUUUAUUUCAAAACUUUCGAAAAUUGAACUUGAUCCUGACAAGAUUUCUUGAAAAAAUAUUUCCAAGUUUAUGAGCAAGCCGUUGGGAAGUUAGUUUAAUUGAAGUUUUGAAGUGAAUCCUGGAUUAAUUUAAGGCAAUUGGCUUUCAACCAACCGGCCCUGAUGGCUACAUAUUGCGAAACGUAGUUUAAUUUGAUUGUUUGUAGAAGUGUCAACAGUUCUCACGUUGACAGCACGUGCAUGCAACCCAUUUUAAACGCUUCAGUCUCGAGGCCACCAAUACCUACAAUUUUAUAAGCCUGAGAGAGAGAGCAGUUGUGAACCUAUAACUUUUGGUACUGGAAUUGAAUAGUUGACAGCUGAACUCUGUGGCGUCUCGGGUGUCCUAUAUUUUAUUGCCACCUCAUUCACAAUCAAUCAGUAUUGUGUACAAUAAUACGCUUUUAUUGAUAUACAUCAGCAAUGAAAUAUCAUGAUUCAUGAACUAUAAUUAAGUAUUGUUUAACUGGAGUCAUAUUGACAUUAAUAAUUGAAUCAUGUUAGCGCAGCAUUUUAACAACAAUAUAUUCAGCGUAACAUUCAACUAAACUGAAUAAGCUUUUAAAACAUAUUUUCACCUUGGGUUUAUAUUUUGUGUGAUUAGAAAAACUUACUUUGUUAGUGUAAAUACUACAUAUUUCGAAUCUUCACGUGUCCAAUUUCUAGAGCCUGGGAACUAGGUUGUGGUCGCUAACAAAGUGUUCUGUACAAUGUAAUCAUGUGUAUAAUAAUCGUCCGCAUGCGUUAUAUGACUUUACUUUUUUUUCACAUCACAUGACUGAUGUCCGUAGCGAGAAUCGAACCCACCAUCUCAGAGAUAGAGGCGAAAGGCGCUUGCUUAGACGAGUUCGAGAGAACGAAGCCCCAAUAGGCUAAUACAUGACUCCUGGCCACUCUUACUCUAACGAUUAGCGCAUGACGAGGCUCAACAACGCGCAUGAAACCAUAGUUGAUAGAAGCUUUGACGAGUUCGAGAGAACGAAGCCCCAAUAGGCUAAUACAUGACUCCUGGCCACUCUUACUCUAACGAUUAGCGCAUGACGAGGCUCAACAACGCGUAUGAAACCAUAGUUGAUAGAAGCUUUGACGAGUUCGAGAGAACGAAGCCCCAAUAGGCUAAUACAUGACUCCUGGCCACUCUUACUCUAACGAUUAGCGCAUGACGAGGCUCAACAACGCGCAUGAAACCAUAGUUGAUAGAAGCUUUGACGAGUUCGAGAGAACUAAGCCCCAAUAGGCUAAUACAUGACCCCUGGACACUCUUACUCUAAUGAUUAGCGCAUGACGAGGCUCAACGCGCAUGAAAUCAUAGUUAAUAGAAAACAUUGUUUCCUAUUAACUAUGAUGAAACCUAAGUACCCUAAAUUGAAAACCUGCCUCGACAAGCACCCAGACAUAAUCCAUCGUUAGAAUGAAAUCUCAAACUGAAUUUUGUAUAAAAUCAAACCAAGCCAACUCUAUGCAAACGAACGAGGACACCCGAAUGGAUUUCACUCCACAAUCAGUUGUAAACGCCUUGGCUCUUGAGCGCGUCGAGAAGACAAAACAUUUUAGAAAAUCGUCCUCGGCAAGAUACAACGUAACGAGCUACGAUACAAAGCACAAGGUAUUGCAUGUUUACCAUCACCUUAGAAUAUAUACAGCUAUUUCCAUUAAGGUUGUCCACGAGCAAAGCGGAAAAGUCGAAUACGAGCGCGCGAAAGGCUGCUGGGAAUCGCUUUGAAAAUUCAUUAAUUUGUUAGCGAUUCCCAGCAGCAUUUCGCGCUCGUAUUCGACUUUUCCGCUUUGCUCGUGGACAACCUUAAUUGAAAUAGCUGUGUACAUGAACUUGUGGUUGGGGCUCAACCAAUGGACUCUGCGGUAGCUCAGUUGGGUAGAGUGCUGCACUGGAAUCACAGGGCCGUAUAUAGGUUCGAUUCCUGUCACUCUAAAAACACUCUGGUUAAAUUUGGGUAAAAUUAACCAUUUUCCUGGUUAAAAGUCAAAAAAAGUGUACCAAAUUUUUGUUGAAUUGAUAAUUUUUAACCAGGAAAUGGGUUAAAUUUAACCAGAAUGUGUUGGGUGGAUUAUUAACCCAAUUCCUGGUUGAAUUUAACCAGAGUGUUUUUAGAGUGUAUAGUUGCAUUUUCUAGUCGCAACUGCUCCUCGUUAGGUCAGUCUAACAAAUGUAUAAAAAUUCAAAUGUAUAAAAAUUCAAAUGUAUAAAAAUUACCAUCUACAAAUCUCUUCUAUACAACUAUGCAUGUUUUAUAACAGAGAUGGUCAACAGGCCUUAAAAUAUCGGUCGGUCACGGACAUUGUCCGACCCAUUCGUGAAAUUGUCCGACGUGGCCAAGGAAACCACCGGACAUUCUGUCCGACCAAAGUGAAACUGAGGUUUAUUGUUUGUCCGACCCGAGUGUAUUGGUGUCCAAACCGAACUGUAGCUUUGUCCGACGUAAAUCAAAAUGUACCCUAGCCAGGACUAGAGGCUUGUAUGUUAAAUGCAUGGAAAAUCAGAGUACUAUUGUAUAAAAGGUGUACUGGAAAUGUUGUUUUAACGUAGUCGAGCACGCGGCGGCGAGCGAAAUGGUGAAGUGGAAAACGGGCUUAAGUUGUCGAAGUCUUUUUUAUUAUACUGCUGUUCUGGAAAGCAAGUUAAUUUUGGCUUGGAAAUAAGUAUGAAAGAAACAAAUUAUUUAAUAUUUUCACAACAUUUACUGUUUAUUCAUUUGUGUCAUUCAGACUUAUUUCCGAGUCAAAAAUGAACUGAAGGCGGUCAUCGGACAGAUGUCCGACCCAAACUCAACGUCACCGGACAUUUCCCAGACGGCCCUGGGAAAAGAUAUUUUAAGGCCUGUGAGAUGGAUGAUUCGUUUCGACGAAUUUCAGUAAAGAAACGACAGUCUGAUGAUCUUCCAAAUUUUACUACUAACAUUACGUUCGAACUCAUCAAUUGUAUACACCUAUUUCAAUUAAGGUUGUCCCCGAGCAAAGUGGAAAAGUCGAAUACGAGCGCGAAAGGCUGCUGGGAAUCGCUAAUAAGUUCAUUCAUUUAUCAACGAAUCCCAGCAGCCUUUCCCGCUCGUAUUCGACUAUUCCGCUUUGCUCGGGGGACAACCUUAUUUGAAAUAGCUGUAUGACGAAGUUUCUUGGGCGAAAUAAGAAAUGACGUAGGUCUGAUACAAUCUCUAUAUAAUUGCCAGUUUUAUCAAAUAUAGAAUAUGUAUAUUGAAGGCCCCAUGCUGACUCUGAAAUUGGACGAAAACAACUUUAAAACUUAUCGUGACUAGACGUGAUGACCCCUACGGUUUAAAUUGCCCACUUUCGGUAAUACGCCCAAUAUACACUCGUGAACAGGCCUAUAGCCACGAAGGGGGAGGGAUUGCCAUUAUACCAAUAUACUGAUAAUACUAACUCAAUAUACCUGUAUACCUAAAUUCCAGGCUACAUGUAAGAUAUUCUGUACCCGUAUUCCAACCUAUUUUAACAAUAAAGUUCUGUAUAUACCAAAACUAAAAUGGCCUAAAUACCAAUAUACUCGAAACCCCUGGUUGGGCCUGCGUUUUAGGACCUUUUAGUUUGAACACACGUGGCGAAGUUAUUCAAUUUUCAAGUUGUUGGUAGAAUGUAAAAUCUAUUUUAGAUUAUUUGCCAAUUUUAACCGGAUUAUACAAACAGUGUACAAACUCAAGACGAAUUACUAUCGAGAUGAACUAGCCAUAGAAUUGCGUGAUCUGUGCUGGCAAUCAGGGUUCCGGGAACAAAUCAUAUCUGAUUCUUCCUGACACAUCGCGGUCUAAUCCUGUGUUUAUAAACAGCAAAGUGAGGCGAAAUUAUGGUAGGAAUCAGAGUAUGCCAGUAGUUAGAGGAGUGAAAGCCAACCCACUUAAAACACUUAACCUUUGAAAUCCUCUCACUUCCUACAUGGGGAACACAAGUUACUCAACGAAAAAUUUUAAUUCUCUCUCUAUUAAUUAUAAAAUGACUUCCUAUGAAACAUGUUUACAAUGGCGCAGGAACACAAUGUUGACAAAGAAUCAUUGUCUCUAAUGACGUCAUUAUCAAGCCCAAUAGCCGUUGUGUCUUCCUGCACGCAAACAUCGUGUAUAAAAGCUAAUUGCCGUUCUUUGCAUGCAAAAAUAUAAACACUCUGUGAACUCAGUCGGUGGUGAAAGACUAGUUAGAGAAGAAGGUGAAUCAUGCUUAUUUCGCUAUCAGGAGAAGAUAUUGAGCAACUCGAUGAUGUAUGAACUCUUUCUGCUAUAUUUGUUGAUAUCUAUAUAUAUAUAUAUACUUGACGUUGUUGGGAGUAUUUGAAUUUACUAAGAGUUAUUACAUGCAGGCGUAGAGCAUAUAGACUUGGGGGUGAAACUUCCUGUCGGUUAUUUCUGAACAAACUGAGAAAAAUAGGAAGAAUUUUUCGACGAUUUUUCGAACUAUAGCAUUUCUUCAGGAAGUCAAUAGCUCUGGGCAAUAUAGGCACAGUUUGUUCAUGUGUAAUUUGACAUCAAUAUUCGCCUCAUUUGCAUGUGAGAGCCGGGAGAUCUAGACUGUAGUUCAACACACCAACAUAGCAGAUGAAGCAUAGAACCGUAUUCUGUUUCCUGCAUUAAUCAAUAUGAGAUGAACCUUAUACUGCAUCUCUAGGUUUAGAACUGAUAGAGUUAUGCAGUAUAAAUAGUUUAGGUUUAGUUUAGGUUUCCUCCUGUAGGAAGAGAUGACCCUUACUGGACCGCUAGGGAGAACAGUUUAGAACUGACAAAACUAUCAAGUAUAAAUAAAGUUAGUUUAGUUUAGGUUUCCUCCUGUAGGAAGAGAUGACCCUUACUGGACCGCUAGGGAGAACAGUUUAGAACUGACAAAACUAUCAAGUAUAAAUAAAGUUAGUUUAGUUUAGGUUUCCUCCUGUAGGAAGAGAUGACCCUUACUGGACCUCUAGGGAGAACAGUUUAGAACUGAUAGAGUUAUCCGGUGUGAAUAAAGUUAGUUUAGUUUACUGGUCAAUAAGACAAUAAAAGUCCCCCUUACUUAACUUCCAAGGAGAACAGUUUAGAACUGAUAAAGCUAUCCAAUAUAAAUAAAGUUAGCCGGACAUGAAUACAUUUAAACAUGUGCAUAAUUUAUUUGCAGACUAAGAAAAUCGAGACGGAAGUUCUGCUGUCAUUGAGUUAUCUUCCAACAGCAGAAAGAUUGUCUGUGGUGGUUAUGAAAGCCAAGAAUAUAGAAAUAAAAUCGGAGGAAACGAUUACGAAAAACAAGACUACAGUUCCGAGUGAGUAGGAGAACUAUUCCAUGAUCAUUUUUUAGUUAUUGACGAUGUAUAUUAGAGGUUUAGGUUAUAACUAUUCUUCCUUUACUCUGCGGUGAAUUAUUCAGCCUGUGACAUUGGCCAUGGUCUGGACCUCUUGGAAGAACAGUUAAGAACUGAUAGAGCUAUCCAGUAUAAGUAAAGUUAGUUUAGUUUAGGUUUCCUCCUGUAGUAAUAUUGGAUCAAUAAGAGAUGAUCCUUACUGGACCUCUUGGAAGAACAGUUUAGAACUGAUAGAGCCAUCCAGCAUAAAUAAAGCUAAUUUCAGUUUUCUACUUUAAUGAUAGUGGAUCAAUAUGGGUGAUCUUUACUAGCUAAAACAGUUUAGAAUUGAUAGAGUUCACAGAGAACAAAUUACUAAGAUUAAAUGUUACCCCUAAUAAUCAACUAUUAUCCAUAACAAAUACUUUACAUCAUCCUCAACCCCUAACAAUCAACUGUUAUCCAUAACAAAUACUCUAUCAUCCUUCUAGAUCCCUUUGUCAAAGUAUGCCUCAUUUACGCGGGUCGGAAGAUCAAGAAGAAAAAAACAUCGGUGAGAAGGCAGGAAAAGAAUCCAGUCUACAACGAAUCCAUGAUUUUUGACGUCCCUGCGAACUUCUUGCAUAAAAUCGGUUUCCUUAUUACAAUUGAACAUAAAAACUUUGAGAACGAGCAGACUACAGUACUGGGGCGAGUUGUGAUUGGGUCCCCUGUGCAUAAUAACGCAUUACGUCAUUGGAACCAAAUGCUGGCCUUCCCAAGGCGACCUGUGGCCGCCUGGCAUAAGGUCUUUCAUCUGGGGUAGCUUGAAAAUGACGGUUUGGAGAAAUGGACUCCAUAAAGAUAUUACGCGGGAUUUACACGCGGGACAUUCACGUCUGAAUCGCACAUGGCUAACACGCGUGUCCAUCACCUGCAGAUGGCUGUGACAGUCCAGUAUAUUAAGAUUUAGUUUAUAAGUUCAGUAAACUCUUCAUUUCCUCUCUAGGAAGCAAAAUAUAUUCAAUCAGAAACCAUGACUUAGCAUUUUACUCUGUCUAAUGCCAGACAAUUUUACGUCAAAAGAGAAGUCUACAAAGACUAUAUUAUCACGGAUGAGAAAGAGUUAUUCAGCAGUUAAAGAACUAACUCCUUAUAAACUCUAUUUCCGUGUCGAUCAUGUUUAAUGUCAAACCAUUUCACGUCAUAUUCCACGCGCGGGAAAGCCUUAACAAUAAACAGACGUGUAUUUAAAGUAUAAUAGAUUUAAUAUAUUAAGAACAUGUAAAUAUAUGUAUAUAAAAUAUUGGGAGAAUAUUGAAGAAUAUUUGUAUAUUAUUACAAUGCAAUGAAUAUUUUAUGUAAACGACUGAAAAAUUAUAUUAUUUUGUUGUUUCAUUUCCAGCUUUGCG
Paramuricea clavata is the source of this 7338-nucleotide messenger RNA. The record is from the annotation of a GenBank genome assembly. Lineage: Eukaryota; Metazoa; Cnidaria; Anthozoa; Malacalcyonacea; Plexauridae.